Molecule: messenger RNA, 1350 nt
Organism: Cyphellophora attinorum
Lineage: Eukaryota; Fungi; Ascomycota; Eurotiomycetes; Chaetothyriales; Cyphellophoraceae
Exons: 3
Coding region: 1-1350 (449 amino acids)
Source: RefSeq, a predicted model, not a curated record
AUGGCUUCUUCUAAUAAUACCUUCAACCACUACUCCUACCAGUCUCGCGUCUCUUCUUCUGUAGAAUCGGCGCCCUCUCUGGUCUUCAGCGAUCAUAGCGACGAUUCCGAGGUAAUCAGCAUGCCUGUUCAAGUCAUUCCGUAUCAAGAGCGCCCUAACAACCCGAAGGAGAAACUUGCCGACGCGAUCAGCGAUCUCGCGAUGAGUUCGUCAGGCGGAUACGUGGAUGCGAGCAUCAUAAUCCAGCAAGUGCUCGUCCAGCUUGAUGCUGUCGUCAACCAUCUACGCGCACAAGGCGAGAAUGAUGCUGCCAACGAUAUCGCGAAAAACACGAUUGACACGGUCAAGUCCUUCAACAGCGCAACCGCGCCAUGGGAUCUACAGAUGUUCCUAAUGGAGCCACCUUCUGCGAAGCCUGUUCCUGGUCUGGCCAACUCCGGCACUGCAUCUCAGCCUCGUCCUGCUGUUGCGACUGGAGGAAGCUGGGCUUCGAUUGCCGCAAAAUCUAUUGGUCAUGGAGCCAAUCCUCUGAUCAAGUUCCACCCUUCCGAUUCGAUCGUCAAGCGCUACAAAGAACCCAAAGAAACUCCUGCAGACCUGCGUGUCGUCUGGAUUCAAGGCUGGGCCAAAGGUCGACCUCUUGGACAGAUCUCUGAAUAUGUCACCCAAGGUCCGAUCUGCUCUAUGGCUUAUGCUGCCGACUAUGGCGCGGUCUGCAUCGUCUUCCAGUAUGCCGAGUCCGCUCAGGCUCUCUUCGACUCCUGCAACCUCUACCAAGACAACGAGGGAGAAUGCUUGUUCGGCGUUGGCUGCAAGGUUCAGAUGGGACAGCCGUACCCACUGACCGAUGACUUGAGACGCAUGGGUGGUCCAGUUCACGAGCGUCGGCGUUUGACAUUUGCCCGGUCACAGAUGUUUGCUCAUGGCAUGACCGAAACCAGAUUCCGCAACGACAUCUAUGAAUUGGUUGGCGAAGCUAAUGUCGAGCUCGUCUGGUUGUUCAAUUCUGGCAAUGCCACGGUUGUCUUCGCCUCAACGGGUAUUGCUCGCAUCGUGCGCGAAGCCUUCCUCCGUCGCUCCAAACAGCGCGGCCCAUACGAGAAUGUCCACGUCAGCUACUCACAUGAUCCCUGCGAGAAGCCCAUGAACCUCAUCACCCAACUGGGCGCUCAGCCGGCGAGCAACAAGCAGCGUCCCCGAAGUGAUAGCGCCAAGAGUGCUGGUAAUGGCAAUGGACUUCAUCGAUCCAAUACGCGCAACGGUGGUGGAGGUGGCGUUGUGAGACGCAACUCGAAGAAGGUACCGGCCAAGGAUAGUGAUGGCUGGCAGACGGUCUGCCACAAGAAGUAG